UGCCCUGGUGUAUCUGGCUCGUGUGACGUCAAAUGCUCAGUCGGAGUUAAAAUUGUUGUUACUCGGUCUCUGGGUUUAUUUAAAUCUUUCCUACCUCAAAUAAUGACUUGUCCUGUCCAUCACUCAGCAGAGAUGAACCCCGCCAUCCUGCCUCUUGACUGGCUUUUGGGUACCUGGCAGUCUGACGAACCAGGGGAGGGCUGCUUUCCUACCAUCAAACCUUUCCGUUACUUGGAGACGCUUCAGUUCAGCCACGUCGGGCAGCCUGUCGUCAACUUCACGUUCAACGCUUUCCACGCAGACUCCAAGAAGCCGCUGCACCGGGAGUGCGGCUUCAUCCGGAUGCAACCGGAAACCAACAAAGUGGCUUUUGUCGUGGCGCAGAACUCGGGUCUGGUGGAGAUUGAGGAGGGCGAGCUUCUAGGCCAGCAGCUGAACCUGCGUAGCCACGCCAUCGCCAGAAUCUCCUUCGCCAAGAAGCCUCACGUAAAGGAGAUUUCACGGGUGUUUCAGCUCCGUGCAGAUGGGAGACUGGAGCAGAGGGUUUCCAUGGCAACAGACAGCCAGCCACUGAUGGAGCACUUGCGCAUCGCCUACGUCCGCUCGUCUUGAAGCAAAAACAAAAAAAAAAGUCAAAUGAUUCAGAGGAAGUCCAUAUGGUUUGUGGUGUUAUUUUUAACUCGAAUGGGUUAUGUUACAUCAUCUUUGAAGGAAAAUCAUAAAAAUCUGAAAUCUUUUAAA
Messenger RNA from Phyllopteryx taeniolatus (common seadragon), 741 nucleotides. It is a transcript of the gene thap4, whose product is annotated as THAP domain containing 4. The transcript has 5 exons. Lineage: Eukaryota; Metazoa; Chordata; Actinopteri; Syngnathiformes; Syngnathidae. The record is from RefSeq and is a predicted model, not a curated record. Bases 103 to 612 code for a protein of 169 amino acids.